AUGAGUUCUUCCAAGGCCUUACAAGCUGGAUCUUCUUUCUCGCUUUGUUCCUCUUCUUCUUCUUCCAUCCGUCCAUGGACUCAUGAUGUAUUCUUGAGUUUUAGAGGUGAUGAUGUUCGCCAAAAAUUUAUUUCUCAUCUAUACGCUGCUUUGCAUAAAAGGGGAAUCAACACUUACAUAGACAACAAUCUCGAAAAAGGAGAGGAAAUUUCACCAGAACUUCUCAAAGCAAUUGAUGGAUCAAUGAUUUUUAUCGUUGUACUUUCUAAGAACUAUUCUGAUUCCAGUUGGUGUUUAGAUGAGUUAUUGAAGAUCCUUGAGUGUAAGGAAACGGUAGAACAAAUUGUUUUACCCCUAUUUUACGAUGUAGAUCCAUCAGAUGUACGACAUCAAAAUGAGAGUUUUGGAGAAGCAUUCACUAGAGUUGAAUACAAGUUCAAGGCUGACAAAGUAAAGCUUACAGAGUGGAAGGCAGCUUUAGAAAAAGUAGCCAAUUUUUCUGGAUUCGAAUUAGGGAAAGGAAUGAAUCAAAGUUUAUUCAGGAUAUCAUUAAAUGGGUGGACUCAAAAGAGGUAA
Molecule: messenger RNA, 576 nt
Organism: Juglans regia (Persian walnut)
Lineage: Eukaryota; Viridiplantae; Streptophyta; Magnoliopsida; Fagales; Juglandaceae
Product: probable disease resistance protein RPP1
Exons: 2
Coding region: 1-576 (191 amino acids)
Biological process (GO): signal transduction
Source: RefSeq, a predicted model, not a curated record